Triticum turgidum subsp. durum (durum wheat) is the source of this 1647-nucleotide messenger RNA. The record is from the annotation of a GenBank genome assembly. Lineage: Eukaryota; Viridiplantae; Streptophyta; Magnoliopsida; Poales; Poaceae.
AUGGGGAUCGCUACCGAGGAAGAUCCCAAAGAGAUGAAGAACCACCAAAACUCCGUGGAUGAAAUGGAGAUGAAGGUGGUCAGGUUUUCGCGGGGGAAGGCUGCUAACUUGUCGGCUCUGCGUGAUAAGAAAUUGAAAGGGCAGCUCACCGGAAAAGAGAAGCUAAUCGGAAUAUCUGCCAAAGCUGCUGCGCAGGCUGAAAAGGAUUUACAUGUUAAGUGUGAUAUGGUUUUAUCUGGUGUUCUUCCCAAAGAGUGGUUUUUACCUAUCGAGGGGGGGUACUUGGAGCCUGAAGGUUUGGAGAAGACAUAUAGAUAUACGCAGGAACAGAUUCGUGGUGAUGUCGACAUUUCGAGUAAAAGAAAACCAUUUGAUAUGAUCUUACCUGAACUUGGUCCUUAUACUCUAGAAUACACCUCAAAUGGUCGGUACAUGAUCGUAGGUGGGAGAAAAGGUCAUAUUGGUAUGAUGGAUAUGUUGAGUAUGAAUCUCAUCAAGGAGUUUCAGGUGAGGGAAACUGUGCGCGAUGUGGCAUUCUUACACAAUGAGCAACUCUUUGCAGUCGCCCAGAAGAAGUACCCCUACAUAUACAAUCAUCAUGGCACAGAAAUUCACUGUUUGAAGGAACAUGGCAAAGCGCUGAAACUUCAGUUUCUGGAUAAACACUUCCUCUUGGCAUCGAUAAACAGCUUUGGGCAGCUCCACUACCAAGAUAUGAGCACCGGCGAGAUGAUUGCAAAUCACAGGACAGGUCUUGGGCAUACAGAUGUUAUGCGGGUAAAUCCGUACAACGCUGUCAUCGGCCUUGGGCAUGCUGAUGGCAAAGUUACCAUGUGGAAGCCAACCAGCGUGAAGCCACUUGUCACAAUGCUGUGCCAUAAUGGCCAUGUGACUGCUGUUGCAUUCGAGAGGGGUGGUCAUCUUAUGGCAACUGCAGGUCUUGACAAGAAGAUUAAGAUUUGGGAUCUCAGGAAGUAUGAGGUUGUGCAUACACACGCUGCACGAGCUGAGUCCUUGGAUUUCAGCCAGAAGGGGUUGUUGGCCGCCAGUGAUGGAUCUCUAGUUGAGAUAUACAGGGAUGCUGGGGGCCAUGAUUAUAAAGUUUAUUUGAAGCAUAGGAUGGUAAAGGGAUAUCAGGUCGGUAAGGUUUUGUUCCGCCCUUACGAGGAUAUCUGUUCGAUUGGGCACUCCACGGGGUUUUCUUCCAUUCUCGUUCCUGGAUCAGGCGAGGCCAACUUUGAUACCUUUGUUGAGAACCCUGUGGAGACUGCCAAGCAAAGGAGGGAGAGGGAGGUGCAUGCUCUCCUCAAUAAGCUUCAGCCGGAGACUGUGAUGCUUAACCCAAAUAUGAUCGGUAACGUGAGACAGCCAAAGAAGAAAGAGAAGAAGACGAAAAAAGAAGUCGAGGAGGAGAUUGAAGAUGCGGUGGAGGCCGCCAAGAGCACGAAGGUGAAGAAUAAGACCAAGGGCAGGAGCAAACCCAGCAAGCGGGCCAAGAAGAAGGAAGAAGAGGUCCUCAGAGCCAAGAGGCCUCUACUGGACCAGUACAAUGAAAUCGGUGGGCAUCCCGACAAGAAACAGCGGGUCGGCGACAAGGCCGAGCUGCCAAAGGCCCUGCAGCGGUUUGCCAAGAACAAGCAAUCAUGA